Aricia agestis (brown argus) is the source of this 1131-nucleotide messenger RNA. Its product is annotated as ribonuclease H2 subunit B. The record is from RefSeq and is a predicted model, not a curated record. Lineage: Eukaryota; Metazoa; Arthropoda; Insecta; Lepidoptera; Lycaenidae. Gene Ontology annotation, cellular component: nucleoplasm; ribonuclease H2 complex. The transcript has 5 exons. The coding region runs from base 175 to 1089 and encodes 304 amino acids. Gene Ontology annotation, biological process: RNA catabolic process; ribonucleotide metabolic process.
UCAUUUUAACAAAUUUUAAGCAGAAUAUUUGUGUUUUUUUUACCUAUAUAAAUGCUAAAAACAUGGGUAAAAGCCUUCAUGAAAGACGAGUUUGAAUUUCAAAUAAAGUUUAAACUUUUACUUGAGUAACAAGCUUGAAAGAAGCGAAAAUAUAUCUAAAAUCAACUAAAAAUCAUGUCUACACGAUCUAAAAAGAAGAUUCAACAAAAAUCACAAGCAGAACAUCAUACAAACAAACACAUUACCAGUUCAUGGGUGUUAAUGGUUAAGGAUGAAUUAUGUAAGAAUGAGAACUUUUCUAUAAUAACACUUCCACAUCCAUCUCAUGGGGGCCCCAGUAAGUUCUGCGUAGAUACAUCAAACAAGAAGAUGUAUGAAGUGGUCACAUACAGCGAACCAUAUCGGUCAUGGUUUAUUGGAGAAUCUGUGAAAUCCAAUGGAGACCUGCUAAUGGUGACACCUUUCAAUGCAGUGUUUCUUAUACUACCAAGGCUGAGGGAACAGUGUAAGAGCCGAGCUAUACCUUUAGAAGAUUUGCUGUCUGAAAAGGGGUUUACAAAAAUCCUAGAUUUAAUAAGAUUGGAUGACGUAGCUGAUGUUAAGGAAGUGGGAGAUAUAAAGGCAUUUAAAUAUAAUGAAAAGAAAGCCAUUGACUGGUUGGAAAAAAGAGUCAGAAGGUUGGCCAAUGUGUUGAAAGAAAAAAAUAUCCAUGUCACAUCCGGAGCUGCAUCUGCUACAUUUGUAUCCAGCAGUAUAAGUGAUAUAGACCCUGAGCUAUAUUUAAAAUAUGCAUUUGGAAUAGUAUCAGAAUACCUAGAUGAUUAUUUUAGUGGUCAGCUAGAAAAACAUUUCAACUUUCCUGCCGACACAAUUGAAACUGUUGGCAAUAAGAGAAAAACUGAAGAAAAUGAUAAUGGUGUUUCUAAAAAGUUAAAAUACGAGAAUAAUGGCGAAGAAGAAAACAUUAAUUUCAUAAAUAUUAAGUCGCCAGAAACAAAAGCAGUAAAGUCAUUAACGGCUAAAGAAAAAGCGCGACAGAAAGCUGCAAGCGGCUCCAAAACUAUCUCAUCUUUCUUUACCAAAAAAUGAUAUUUAUACUUAAUUAAAAAAUAAAAAUAAAUACUAAAAUGU